Molecule: messenger RNA, 1104 nt
Organism: Rana temporaria (common frog)
Lineage: Eukaryota; Metazoa; Chordata; Amphibia; Anura; Ranidae
Product: proteasome subunit beta type-7-like
Exons: 8
Coding region: 184-1014 (276 amino acids)
Cellular component (GO): proteasome core complex
Molecular function (GO): threonine-type endopeptidase activity
Source: RefSeq, a predicted model, not a curated record
GAGAGGGGACAUUAUUAGACGGUGAAGGAAGUGUUCGGUGUGGGGGGACUACAGCUGACAAUAAGGGGGGACAGAGCCGGGUCUGUAUUAUAGAGAUCACAGCUGACCAGGGACAGGGGACUCCAUAGGUGACAGGUGAAGAGUCCAGACAGAUACAAAGUCUCCAGACCUCAAACUGCCAUCAUGUUACCAACGCUGUCGAGAUUCGAACCCCAACAAGGAGGAUUCAGCUUUGAGAACUGUGCCAGAAAUAACAACUUGGAAGCUCAGUGUUCAAGCCUUGGCCUGAACCCCCCCAAAGCACGGAAGACGGGGACCACCAUCGCCGGCCUCGUCUUUAGGGAUGGAGUCAUACUGGGAGCGGACAGGAGGGCUACUGAUGACAUGGUGGUGGCGGAUAAGAAUUGUGCCAAGAUUCAUUACAUCACUGACAAUAUAUAUUGUUGUGGAGCUGGAGUGGCUGCUGAUGCAGAAUACGUCACUCAGCUUAUAUCCUCCAACAUGAACCUUCAUGCGCUGUCCACUGGGCGUCAAGUACGUGUGUGCGCGGCUAACAGGAUGCUGAAACAGCUGAUGUACAGAUAUCAAGGCCACGUCGGUGCGUCGAUCAUCACUGGAGGGGUGGAUGAGAAGGGCCCCCACCUGUACAGCGUUCACCCACAUGGAUCCACAGACAAAACUCCGUUCACAGCUCUAGGAUCUGGUCAAUCUGCGGCAAUCGCUGUACUGGAAGAUCAGUUUAAAUCUAACAUGACGGUGGAAGAGGCAAAGAAGCUGGUCACGGAUGCCAUAACAGCUGGCAUCAUCUGCGACCUUGGAUCUGGAAGUGGGGUGGAUCUAUGUGUGAUUACACGAGAAGGGGGAAAAGUACUGAGAGGAUACACUGAAACAGAGUCCAAAGGAAAGAGGUUGCGGUCAUAUCGCUACGCCCGGGGAACCACACCUGUGCUGAGUGAAACCGUCACUCGCUAUGAGGUGGUAGAGGAAACCGUUCAAGUGAUGGAGACCGAAUAAACCAAUCCAACAGGAGCUCAUCACUAAACAUAUUGCAGAUGUUUAAUAAUUCCUAGUAGGCAAUAACAUUAAAGCCCAACCCCAACCAAA